AGUGACGUUUCAGCGCAUGUGCUGUACGCGGAAGUUAACAAGAAUGCAGAGAGAAGGACUGUGAAAGAAGCAAAAGAAAGGGGUGCAGAAUGCGGCUGUGCUUUUGCAGUGUCCCUGAUCCUCUGCCAUGCUGAAGACCCCACGCUGUGCUGCAUUUGUAAAUAUGAGACCGUUGUUGAAUACAGUGUAUGCAUGUCUAAGUCUGCUGCCUCCCUGAAGUCCAUGAUGGAUCGCUCCAUGACCGUCUUAAGCGUGUGGGAGUGAAGCCUUGGAUAUUUGAGCAAGAUGGAAGGAGACGUGGCUGUACAAUGGGAUACGAUCGAGCCGGCUGUUGUUUCUCUGGCCACUCCAUGUUACGGAAAUGACAGCCAUGUGAUAUCAUCACAAGGACCCGAGUGUGAACAGGAGACGGGUGAUGGUUUUGAUUGUGAAUUCCCUGACGAAGACUUUGAUUUGGACGUAGAUGAGAAUGAAGAGCAAAAUACCAAAACUGAAGAUCUGAACGACGAUCAGGUGCGAGAUAGGAUUUCUGAGGAAGACCUGGAGACAUGUGAAAGAGGAGGAAAAGUUGAAUUAGAGAAUGAUUUUAGAGACAACGGAGAGACUAGAUCUCGCAGUGCUGGAACGGGUCGGAAAGGAAAGUCUAAAAAGGGUGGAUCGGGCGAUCAAACCCCAUCAUGGACAUCUCCAUCUUUCAUGUCUCAGAAAUCCCUGCUGGCGUCCUCUGGGCCCAGCAGACACAAGCAGGUGAAGCGGCGAAACCUCCAUCUGCACAAUCACAGACGCCAGAAGAAGGGGAUCCAGCUGGUGAUGGUGUGCUGGGAUUUCCUGGCAGACGUGGUCAGCCCCUGGUGCGUGUCCUGCGUCCACAUGUUGGUGGAGCUCAUCAUCUCUCUGACCCACCGCUGUGGGCUUGCUGUUGAGUCAUCUGCACUUGCACUGUACCACUUUGGACGACACUUGCUUUCCAAAGUGACAGAUAUUCCAGGCAUGACGCGAGACUUGAGGCGAUUCCUGGACUGGAGCUGGGGUUCAGCUGUGGCUGUGUUUGAAGGCAUCGGCAGGUCUGUGCGCUGGGCUCGACACGCUCUUCUUUACAGUUCGAGAUUGGUUUGUGCUGCACUAAGCUCUGGCUCUCAGAUGAUGAGGUGUAUUGUGGGAAGGCUGGCAGGAGAGAGAGGAAGGAAAUGGUGGCUUGCUCUUCAGAGCAGCAGGGUUUGGAGGAAAGUGUCAGAUCUGAGCAUGAGGAUUCAUGGGUGUUUCUUUAAAAAAGCCGUCAUGAGUGAAAGCUCAAAUCCAGAGUCUCCCAACAGAGGAGCAGACAAGUGGCAACCUGGUGGAGAGCUGCAGAGACUGCUGGCUCUCGCAAAGAUCCCUGAAGAGGAGUUGGACCCGUUUAAUGUUCUUGGAGUGGAUAUUGAUGCCACUGAAUCAGAGCUCAAGAGAGCUUAUAGACAGCUGGCAGUGCAGGUUCAUCCAGACAAGAACAAGCACCCAGGGGCUGGUGAGGCCUUUAAGGUGUUGAGAGCAGCGUGGGACAUCGUGAGUAACCCCGAGACUCGGCGAGAGUAUGAAUUGAAGCGUAUGGCAGCGACAGAGCUUUCAAAGUCCAUGAAUGAGUUCCUGACCAAACUGCAGGAUGACCUGAAAGAAGCCAUGAACACCAUGAUGUGCACUAAAUGUGAGGGCAAGCACAAGCGCUUCGAGAUGGACCGUGAGCCCGGUGAGGCCCGAUUCUGUGCUGAAUGUAGUAAGAGGCACAGUGCUGAGGAGGGAGACCUGUGGGCUGAAUCCAGUAUGCUGGGACUGCGCAUCACAUACUUCGCCUUCAUGGAUGGCAAAGUCUUUGACAUCACUGAGUGGGCAGGCUGUCAGCGAAUAAGCAUCUCUCCAGACACACAUCGUGUGCAAUAUCACAUCUCUUUUGGCUCGAAAGGUAGCAGCAGCACCAGCCGCCACAGAUCCCCCUCAGAUCACGCAGCCGGUGGAGGCUCACCCGCAGACCUGCACGACUUCUUCAACCGCUUCUUCCAGACUGGAGCUCCCAGUGACAUGUCUGCUAACGGAGGAUUCUUCCCGACAGGAAACCCACCGCCUCAUUCCUCGGGGGCAGCUGCAGGGACUUCAACAGCGUUUUCAGGAUCUUCUCCACAAACAGGGUUCUUUAGUCCAGGGGCCCAACAACGGAGCGAAUCCAGCGAACACUGGACUGACGGAGGAAAGCCCCCACGCCGACGCAAGAAAGUGCGCAAGCCAUUCCAGCGCUGAGAAAUGCAAUAUCAUACAGAGAUGGCAUACUGUCUGUUGCAAUUUUUGACAUGAUUUUGGCCAACUAGUGCAACAAAACAAGGAAAUAAUCUUGUGACCUCUGUUGAGCAUUGGAGCAUUGGAGCAUUGACGCGUUGAAGCACGCAAAGAAGGAUGCAAGAAGAAGAUCUUUGCUGUCUCAUGUUUGAAGUCCUUUUUUUUUUUGUCACAAAUUAACCUUCAUUCAAGCAUCUGAAAUAACAUUCUUUGAAGAAACAGAAGGACUCAAGAGUCACGAGUAGAUUAACUGGUGUAUCUGAAGAAUAGUUGACCCAAUGUUUAAAACUGUCACUAUUUAUUCACCUGCAUGUUGUUCCAAGCCUUUAUGCCUUAUUUUUGCUUUGUAUCUUCUCAGAGCUUUUUUCAGUAGAACGUCAAGCUCCAGGACAAACAGAAAAAUACCCACCGUUAUAAAAGUAGACCAUGUGACUUGUGUAUGCUACGUUUUAAGUCUUCUAAAGACGUCAGUUAGCUUUGUGUGACAACCAAUUAACCGAAUUGAAGCUGUUCUUCUCCAACAUAGCUGUUAAAUUUGGCCCAGGUUUGAUAUGAUGGUCAUGGGAUACAUGAUAACCAAGAUAACCUUUCAGUGGAGGGGAGCUUGUUUUGUUUUGAGAUUGACAGAAUCAGACUCGCAGUAAAAAAUAGCAUCAGAGUUUGAAACGACAGGGUAAUUAUGGCAUUUUUUAUUUUGGGGUGAAGUUUUACUUUAAAGAUGUUUGGUUUUGUCAGGUUUGAAAUGGUGAAUCUGAUGGAAAAUGUUCACUAUGUGGCUGAAUGUUUUGUAAUAUAUGAACACACAAGGAUUCAUGUGACCUCAGGGAUCUUUCUCUUCAUCUGCUGUUAGUAAGAGAACAGGAAGAAGUCUCCAGAUGCUCCUGGUCUUAUCCUGUAGUGAUCAUGCAAUCCCGAGGAAUCAUUUUACCAGGCAGUUCUUAUUAAAACCAGAUUUUAUUUUGUUCAUUUUUUUCACUUGUUAAGGAGAGAAUUACUUCAAAUAUCUACAAAUACUUUAUUGUACAAACAAAAUACUCAACAUGGGUUAAUAUUCCAGAAUAAUAUACUCACUCAACUGAAUGAAGCUUUGAAUCAGAAGAUGAAAGAAUCGAGAGGAUUUUCACAUCAAAUGCUCGUCCUGUAACUGGAGCUCUUGACUGAUUUGGUUUGUGUUUGUUUAUGCAGUGGAUCUCUGGAGCUGGAAUAGCUUCCAGUGUGCAUUAUAUUUAGAAUAAGGAUACCAAUCCAAAUUGAAUAAGUUAAAGUAAUGGUGAGUGAAUCUUAAAUGUAGAUCUUGAAGUCUAAAAGGGUUUUUGAUGUGAAAACCCCAGAGCCUCCCUUUAAGAGGAAGUCCACUUUCUUAUCACUCAGGAAUCAUUUUAAAAGACAGUUGCUUCCUUCCUCCACUGGAGCCAUUAUUCAGGCCCAAACCUGACGUCUUUGGCUCAUGACAUCGUGGCCAGUCUUCUCUGUAUUUACAGAAGACCCAAAAUACUUUACAACACAAGACUGCUUUCCCUCUGUACAGCUGAACAUAGAAGCGUACUAAUACUGUUCAGUUUCAAGUGUUCUCAAGUCUUCAGAAAUGCGUUCAGGAUGUUUGUGUUCAGUUUUAUUUAAAAGUCCUGAAAAAGGCACUUUAAUGACAGAAAUCCCCAGAAUAUUAAGGAGACUGCAGAAUUACAAUCAGAUUGCUAUGUUCUUUGUCAGUCAUCUUUCAGCUUAAGAGAUUUCAGAUGGAAAAAGCGUAAGAUGGGUAUAAUGGUUUAAUGUGGUUACUCGGUCAUUUAGAAGCUGUGCAUGAUUAACAGCAGCACAUUCACUUCUGAAAUGUUCGUAAAGUCUAGAAUGACUGACCACACUCUAACUACAGUUGAGUCAAACUCAAUGGUUCGAUUUCUGAAUUGUUACUGAAUCUUUCGGGUAACCCUGAGUUUUGUAAAUCUUCAGUCAGAUUUUCAAACUAUUCUAAUGUUCUGUUUUUCUUUGCAAUGUUCCGUUGACAUGGGCAAAUGUUAUUUAAUUUCUAUUCACAGCUGUUAAUUGAAGUGGUAUAAUAGAAAUAAAAUGGACAGUUUAUUAUUGCACUAAA
Molecule: messenger RNA, 4396 nt
Organism: Carassius auratus (goldfish)
Lineage: Eukaryota; Metazoa; Chordata; Actinopteri; Cypriniformes; Cyprinidae
Product: dnaJ homolog subfamily C member 14-like
Exons: 8
Coding region: 286-2268 (660 amino acids)
Molecular function (GO): dopamine receptor binding
Source: RefSeq, a predicted model, not a curated record